AUGACCGAACGAGGCGGUGAUAGGAUUGCCAAGCGCAUUUUUGUAUCUGUUUCGAAGAAAAGCCCCCAGUGGUCUCAGGCGUUAUCAAGCGACAAGGAGAUUGUCAACCUAGCAAUUGGUCAUCUAAACUCUAACGCCCCAUCUACACAGAUUGUGGAUGCAGACGCAAUGCUCGUCGUUAAGGAGAUAUGGCCUAUGCGGAUCUGGAUUGUCUUCGACAUAUUCAACAUCAACUACGACCCCUCCAAGGCCCAUCUUCCGAAUCAGAAUGACCUGCCAGUGAUCGCGAUAUCGCUCAGCAAGAAUACGAGUGUGACAGUUGCUAGCAUUGGAUUGAGGGACAAGGUUAAUCAAGGAGUCCGAGACGCCCACGACCUGCAUGGCUCUGUUGAGGUCUUACGCCUCAUGUGGCGGAUCCAUUUACCUACAGUCUCCCCUCAAUGCUCAGCUUUGUCUGGGUUGCGACUCGAUCCCGCGUUGCCCAAGGAUCUCGGUCUGUUCUACGAAUCGGAUUGCCUUGGCGGCUGCUUUGCGCUUGUUUUGUAUGACCCGGAGAUUGUGUCGUCCUGGAAGGGCUCCGAAUUCCUGACGUCAGAGUUGUCGGAACCUGCGGCAUCGCAGCAGGAUGUGCGAGACCGUUUGUCAUCCUCUCCAGCAGGGGCACUUGGCAUUGAUGAUGCCUGGUACUCUUCAGCUGAAGAGGAAAUCCUGGAGUCCGAUCUUUUCCGUGCGCAUCUGGACCAGACCAGCAGUGCGCUGUGGCGUUUGCUGAGGCUUUCGUAA
Molecule: messenger RNA, 783 nt
Organism: Colletotrichum orchidophilum
Lineage: Eukaryota; Fungi; Ascomycota; Sordariomycetes; Glomerellales; Glomerellaceae
Exons: 2
Coding region: 1-783 (260 amino acids)
Source: RefSeq, a predicted model, not a curated record